Molecule: messenger RNA, 1395 nt
Organism: Phodopus roborovskii (desert hamster)
Lineage: Eukaryota; Metazoa; Chordata; Mammalia; Rodentia; Cricetidae
Gene: Wnt16
Product: Wnt family member 16
Exons: 4
Coding region: 237-1331 (364 amino acids)
Biological process (GO): neuron differentiation; multicellular organism development; canonical Wnt signaling pathway
Cellular component (GO): extracellular region
Molecular function (GO): frizzled binding; cytokine activity
Source: RefSeq, a predicted model, not a curated record
GCAAAUAUCCACCUCUGCGUGCAAGGACCUUAGGCUACUUUCUCCACUUCAUCCUCCUGGGGCCUGGGGGGACUGCUGAUAGCUUCUGUCCCUGCUGCCCUUUUUAAUGUUACCAUUCAGGAGAAAGAGAGCAAGGAACAACUGCGUGCUAGGGAACUGACCUAAGGCCCUGUGGGCCUCUGGAGAGAGGGGACAGCAGAGGAGUGGCUGGGGCUGGGAGACUCCAUGCGUGGGCCAUGGACAGAGCGGCGCUCCUGGCCCUGCCCAGCUUGUGUGCGCUGUGGGCAGCCGUGCUCUCGCUGUUCCCCUGCGGAACCCAGGGCAACUGGAUGUGGCUGGGCAUUGCCUCCUUUGGGGUACCAGAGAAGCUGGGCUGCGAUGGCUUGCCUCUGAACAGCCGCCAGAAGGAGCUGUGCAAGAGGAAACCUUACCUGCUGCCUAGCAUCCGCGAGGGCGCCCGGCUGGGCAUCCAGGAGUGCAGAAGCCAGUUUCGACACGAGAGAUGGAACUGUAUGGUCGCGGCCGCCACCACCACCCCGCUCGCCAACAGUCCCCUCUUUGGCUAUGAGCUGAGUAGUGGCACCAAGGAGACAGCGUUCAUUUAUGCCAUCAUGGCUGCAGGCUUGGUGCACUCUGUAACCAGGUCAUGCAGUGCAGGAAACAUGACCGAAUGUUCCUGCGACACCACCUUGCAAAAUGGUGGCUCACCAAGUGAAGGCUGGCAUUGGGGGGGAUGCUCUGAUGAUGUCCAGUACGGCAUGUGGUUCAGCAGAAAGUUUCUAGAUUUCCCCAUCAGAAACUCCACAGGAAAAGAAAGCAAAGUACUGCUAGCCAUGAAUCUACACAACAACGAAGCCGGAAGGCAGGCUGUCGCCAAGUUAAUGUCUGUGGACUGCCGCUGCCAUGGGGUUUCCGGCUCCUGUGCUGUCAAAACCUGCUGGAAAACUAUGUCCUCUUUUGAAAAGAUUGGGCAUUUUUUAAAGGAUAAAUAUGAAGACAGCAUCCAGAUUUCAGACAAAACCAAGAAGAAAAUGCGCAGGAGAGAAAAAGAUCAGAGACAGACACCCAUUCACAAGGAUGACCUGCUGUACAUUCAUAAGUCUCCCAACUACUGUGUGGAGAACAAGAAACUGGGCAUUCCUGGGACACAGGGCAGAGAGUGCAACCGUACAUCAGGAGGUGCUGAUGGCUGCAACCUCCUCUGCUGUGGCCGAGGCUACAACACCCAUGUGGUCAGGCACGUGGAGAGGUGUGAGUGUAAGUUUAUCUGGUGCUGCUAUGUCCGCUGCAGGAGGUGUGAAAGCAUGACCGAUGUCCACACUUGUAAGUAACGUCUCCAUCCAGGCUAGCAUGAGACUCCUCAGGAGCAGCCAAUGGUUGCAAUCUGGAGGGCGC